UCAAACAGCACAGAUGUAUUGACUUUUUAUGCCAUAGCGCUACCUCUAAAAUUCAGUCUGAACACAGACAAAAUGAGUUCGAGUUUGCUUCAUUUUCUGUCCAAAUUCAAAAUAUGUUAAACCUGCAUAACUCCAAUGGUAACAGAUUAGCUUUCUGUCUGCAGAUUUCCCCAAGGAUCAGCAGCUGGUUGCAGCUCAGGCGGCAAUCUUGCUGCUUCCUGACGAGAACAGGGUGGCGCUGCGAACGCUGUUGUUCUUCCUGUGGGAUGUGGUGGCCUGCGUGGAGGAAAACCAAAUGACUCCAACCAACAUUGCAGUUUGCCUGGCACCGUCGCUUUUCCACCUCAACACCCUGAAGAGAGAUGCCAACACAGCCAGGUUGAGUCAUAGGAAGUACAGCCUAGGUCGCCCAGACCAGCGGGACCUGAGUGAGAACCUGGCUGCCACCCAGGGCCUGGCCAACAUGAUCACUGAGGCCCAGAGACUCUUCCAGCUUCCAGAGUUUUGGCCCAGUCAGAGUUUAAGUACUGCAGGCACUAACGAGGACUCUCACUCUGAGGAGGGAGGACGACCAGCUUCCCCCAGUCAGAGCGAAGCUGAGGAGGAGCAGGAGGAGAGAAGGAGCAAGUUGCAGCUGAGCACCCAGCAACUCCUGAAGGAGGCCAGAGAAAAGAGCCGAGGCUGGGAGAGCCACCCAGCCCCAGAGCAUGUGGAGCUGGCCUUCAAGAGG
Messenger RNA from Plectropomus leopardus (leopard coralgrouper), 730 nucleotides. Lineage: Eukaryota; Metazoa; Chordata; Actinopteri; Perciformes; Serranidae. The record is from RefSeq and is a predicted model, not a curated record.